Molecule: messenger RNA, 3542 nt
Organism: Anguilla rostrata (American eel)
Lineage: Eukaryota; Metazoa; Chordata; Actinopteri; Anguilliformes; Anguillidae
Gene: hoatz
Product: HOATZ cilia and flagella associated protein
Exons: 6
Coding region: 438-830 (130 amino acids)
Biological process (GO): cilium assembly
Source: RefSeq, a predicted model, not a curated record
CUUAGCAAAAUCCGCCCAAAGACAAACAAAAAUGACGACAAAUAGCGCGGAAGAUAGCGCAGUGUAGAUUUAUUGUUUUAUCUUCUGCAGAAGCCUAAUUAGUAUUGUUUGUUCAUCUUUUUUUAAUGAGUGACUAGACCUGGCAAUAUAUUCCACAGGAAUGCUGGGUUGGCCAUCUGGCUUUGGGCUUCUUGAUUGAUGUGACAGGCGCUGAAAUUUGAAGUUCAGUUGAGAGGCGAAGCCACUGCUCUCCCUAUAAAAUCUGCCUCCCUGCAAUGGAAUGGAUGGAGUCGAAGCACGGGAUUUCAACGACAGUUCAGAGACUAUGCUACCGAGAGUGGCAGUGACUGAACGCCAAUGUGUCCCGAGCGUCUCCAUGGUAACAAACCACGCGCGUCUCUGUUGAUUUAACUUCACUUCCUGGAGCUGCAACAAAAAUGUCCGAGACCCAAGAUAGGCACGGUUUGGAACAUGCUGAUUUAGACAAUUAUUUUACUGUUUUUGCUGGAUCCUCAGAAGAAGAUGUGUCAUACGCCAAGGUCUUCUGGAGUUCUGUCACUCUACAGCCACCUCUGGAGUCGCGCCUGGUUUCGGCCGACAUCAGUCAGAGGUUGAAAGUAGCCGGGAACCCUCAACAUUAUGUGAGUACUGGCAAUGAACCCCCUGUCCUGGACCUAAGAAGUGAGGAGAACCUCCAGGCAGCGUAUCUGAAGGAACGGGCAGAGGAGAAGAAGAGAUACCUGGAGAUGGAAUUUAAUGGGCAGGAGACGUGCUUUUGUGCUCCCCUUCGCUCCAGCCUGGUUUCCUUUACUCUGGAAACAGCAAUUUAAAGAAGAGCCACAACCUUACCCUCCCUUUCCCUCCUCAAUCAAUCGCUAUUCUCAGCAAAUGACAUACGGCCUCACCCUGUAAUAGCCAUUUUCACAGAGACACCCCAACAAGAAGCCAUUAAGAUCUCUCAUAUAUUAUACAACAUCUAUAUAAAAUUGCACAUUUGACAAUGUUAAUAGCCAGUAUUUUUGGUGUAUGUCCAAAAGCGCUUUCCUGGAAUGUUGGUUUUCAAGUCCUAUAAUGUAUUGUCCCUGACAAAUACAUUACGUUCAUUGUGAGCAUGAUUAAAGAGAGUAGGUUUUCUGUGGUUACACCGAAGGAGCCUUCCGGCAGAAUGGCUGCUCUAACCGGCCCCUCACACCGAACCUGCGUGACCUCAUGAGAAGUGUUUUUUGCAGAUAGUGUCCCUGGACUCAACCCUGCCCCUUUUCCACCCGUGAUUAAUGCGUCUGAGGAGCCUCUCCUGAGUCCCACCCUCCCGCUAGCCAACUUAACUAAUCUGAUUAGCUGGGCGAGGCUGUGUACUCACAGAUCAAUUCAUCUGAAAGGGGUUAUGAUGAUUAGGGAGGCAUUGAUUUAUCCCCCCAGUGCGCCCGUUACCGCCGGCCCAGGGAAGCGGCUCAUCUUUCUCCUGAGGAGAUGUGACAGUUCCUGCAAUAGACUAAAUGCUUCCUCGCAGCCAUGGCCAGCCCUGCCUUAUUGCCGCUAAACCAAUAUACUAAUUGCAAGGCAGGAAUUUAGGUAAUCGUUGACCUUACUGACCCCACCAUCGUCCACAUUACCUCAAGACUAAACAAACCCCAUUGUAGUUUUUUAGUGGUGCUCUUGUAAAAAUUUUCCUGAGUCAGAGACCAUCAGCCCCCUGGUCCAAUGAAGCAUCUGCCCCGUGGGGCCAGCCCACAGGGCGUCGCUGCGUCCAAAACCUGUGAUCAAUCAAGAGCCCCCAGAAAUUCAGGUUUUUUACAUGAAAAGUGCUUUUGCACACUGUCUGCAAAACUGUGUGAACUUUUAGUCAUUUAAUUUUAUUAUGUAAUAAAUGGUAUGCCAUGGUAUACCAUCCUCAUUCCUCCUACUUCUGGAUUAGUCUCAAAGGGGCCUCCCUCCAGUUCAUGGAAUAACUGUGUGCCCUAUUUUCCACAUACACAAUAUACUUAUUAUAUUAGGUGUUUUAGAAAACAUACAAGCUAUUGUUGUUGCUUUUAUAUAUCAUUGGCUGCACUUCACAUUAUUAUAUAGCCUACUAAUUACGCAAAUAUUGUGAGAAAGUGUAGUUGUCCAAUCUAGGUUCUGCAACUCAGUGUGACAUCUUAUAAGCAAAUAUACAGUAUUUUGUAUUGUAUUAUAUAUAUUAUAAAUUAUAUAUAAUUAAAGAAAUUGGAAAUGGAUUUUCCAAUUUGAUAAUCCACAAAAUAUUUGCUGUUUUCAUGUAAUUCACGUAAUGAUAUGGCCCUUCUAUUUGGGGUUUUAUAUUGUGCCAUGAGUGGGCCAGGUUUUCCUUCAGGUCAGAGUUGUGGGUCAGGGCAGAUUGAUGACUGUUUCUCUGUUCUCCCAUUGAGAGCAAUCAUCCUGCAAGCCGGUAAAGGGUAGUCCUCCGGAGAAGGGAUCAAUUCAGCCAGAGUCCUCUUAAGUAAUUAACCUUCUCCUAGGGCUCUGUGAAUCACACCAUUCCACAGAGCCUUCUCAUUUUAUACAAGCAGACCUUUCUUUGGAAAGUCUGUCUGCUCAUAGAACCAAGGACACAGAACUCUCCCAAAUGUUCAUUUAUUGCCAUAUGCUAAAAAAGAAAAAGAAAAAAAAAAGUUUAAAUGCAGAUUUCAAAACAAAGUUGUGCUUAUUUUAAUUUUAAGAUGCUUUUAUUUGUUUUCAGAAUGUCAGUCCAGUCCAGUGUUUCUGCAAAAUGGCUUCAGACAAAUAACAAUUAAUGAGGCACAAGGUUUGUGUAAGACUGCACAACCUGAUAUAAUUCUAAUUCAUUAUGGUCAUGAAGUACAUUUUAGUUUGCUAACAACUCAUGAAAAAAGAAUGUGAAUGACUGAAGAUAAUAUUUUAAAAAUACAAAACAGCAUUACAAUACAUGUACAAAUGCCAUUUGCUUGUAAAAUUUGUGUCUUUAUAACAGAUUAAUCAGGUACCAUUGAACAUGAGUGUCCAUUCUGUCUGCAACCCCCAGCCAAGCGCUAAAUCAGAUUUAUGAGGCUCGUUUGGUGACUUGAGAGAUUUGAUUGGCCCAGACUGACAGCUGCUCACUUCUCAACAGGGGGUCAAAUCAGCCUCUGUGUGCCUUUGAGCUUCACUGAAAAACAAGCCACACAUUUCUUUUAUGAAGGGGUAUCUCCCUGUCUCUUAGGGAAUUCUUUAUCUCCUUCUGCUUCUUCAUCUUCUUCUUCCUCCUGUUCUUUUUGAUUUAUCAUCAGGCCACUCCCUCUGAAACUGGCUGCAGGUUGUAAGUAGGAAUUGUCAUAUGAUCAAUCUCCAGGCUUCUGUGAGCUCCUCUGUCACAUGUCUCUAACAGACCUGGGUCAACUACAUAUUUGUUUUGGAUUCAAAUACUUCUCUGUGCUCUAUUGAUCUUUCCUGGUAAAAUUGAGCCUGCCAAUAUGACCAGACAGUAUUUAAUUGGUUCCAAUACAUCAGACAAGAUCAGUAAAGCUUAGAAAAGUAUUUGAAUCCAAAACAAAUACGUAUUUGACACAGGUCUGGUUCCUAAUCUG